UCCUGCAUCGGUCGCUCCUUAUUCUGCAUGGACAGAUGAUCUGCUUCGGAACAUGGACCAGCGAGAAGCCUGGGAUCGCUUCUACUCCCGGAGGGAGACAAACGGACCUCCCCAUCCGUUCGACUGGUUCUUUGGCUACAAAGAGAUCUCAACGUUUCUCGGCUCCAUCCUUGGGGGGCUGCCCCCUGGCCGGGCCCGGGUCCUAGACGUGGGCUGUGGCACGUCGUCCUUGGGCUUGGAACUCUACCGACAUUCGUCCGUCCAGGUUCAUAUCUGUUGUCUGGACUUUUCCUCCGCGGCCCUCCGGGGUCUCGCUCGGAUGCUUCAGGAUAGCCCCCCGCCACGCCACCCCCUUUCCGAGCUGCGGUGCCACCUGGGCGAUGCCACCAAACUGUCCCACCUCUUUGCUUUGGGCUCUUUCCACCUGGUUCUCGACAAAGGGACCUGCGAUUCGGCCCUGCGGGGAUCCCCCCGGCGGGCGAGACAAUUGGUGUCCGAGUGUCUACGGGUCCUGAGCCCGGAGGGGUGUCUCGUCCAGAUCUCCGACGAGGAUCCGGAUGCCAGGGUACCGUUCCUGGAAACAGCCGGCGGAGCCAACAUCAAAGUUGGGGAGAUUGCCAAUCUUAACGGCAUCGCAUAUUAUGCUUACACGCUCAGCCCACGCACUCCAGACCCAUCGGAGGUGGGGCAGCCCGCCAAAUCUGCGUGGAAUCCAACCGGCGAGCAGUCUUAAGUGAAAUCUAACAAGAGACGUAAUACCCAUCCAUCUUUUAUCAUACACUCCAGUCAGUUAGCGGUAGUUAAUUUAAUUU
Molecule: messenger RNA, 812 nt
Organism: Protobothrops mucrosquamatus (brown spotted pit viper)
Lineage: Eukaryota; Metazoa; Chordata; Lepidosauria; Squamata; Viperidae
Gene: CSKMT
Product: citrate synthase lysine methyltransferase
Exons: 2
Coding region: 53-733 (226 amino acids)
Source: RefSeq, a predicted model, not a curated record